Molecule: messenger RNA, 573 nt
Organism: Lentinula edodes (shiitake mushroom)
Lineage: Eukaryota; Fungi; Basidiomycota; Agaricomycetes; Agaricales; Omphalotaceae
Exons: 1
Source: RefSeq, a predicted model, not a curated record
AUGUACAUAGGCUUAUCCUCAACAUAUGAUUAUACACAUCGGCCAAAACAGCAUGAAGUGUACAACUUAUAUGAUUGGAUCCUAACUUUCCAUCGGAUCAAGAGGUCCCGCAGAGCAAAGAAAAAGGAGCCAAAUGUAUCUGGCGAUGAAUCUGAAUCUGAAAUCAGUACAAAUCAGUCGCAUGAACUAAAUUUGCCUUUUUUGAGUGGCCAUCCAUUAUCAUCAUCCCAUACUGUUGCGAUGAGAAGAAACAUAGAUCGAGUCAUUCCCAAUUUUAUUGGACCUCCUCUCCCUCGCCCAGAUAAAGAGGACCGUGAAUAUUAUUGCUGUGCCAUGCUCACAUUUUUUAAGCCAUGGCGGUCUGGGGCUGAUCUAAAGGGUCCUGCAGAGUCAUGGCAUGAUGCAUUCACAUCCCAUUCUUUCACUGAUUGUGAAAACCUAUAUAUCAAAAAUAUGAACCUCCGAUAUGAGUGUCUUGAUUCUCGUGAUGAUUUUCGCCAGAAAAUGAAAGAAGGUAAUGCUGUGUCUUCAUUAGCCAAUGCGUUACCAUUCAAUCUAGAUUGCAUUGAUGAC